AACGAUGGAAAAAUAAUAAUGAAAAAGGGCAAUCAGAGUCUGAUUGGAGCAAACUGAAGACCGGGCUUCCCACCCUUAUACAGCUUUGAUUAUUAUUGAAUUGUAUAGUUAUAGCAGUAUCGAAUCAGAGAAGUGUCUCUAGUCUAGUCUACAUUUGAGAGUUGAGAAGCGUUCGAUAUAGAUAUACGGCCGAUCACUCUACAAAUGCUGUUUCUAUAGCUUCCGAUCCGAUUGCAGGGUGUGUUUGCGUUUGGAGAUGAUGGAUAUGACAUGGAUCAAUGCUCUUCUAGUAGGGGCAGGCUGUUUUGCUCUGGGAUACCUCAUGAGUGCACGACAUCUUGCUCGAAAUUUUGUUUCAACCAGGGUAGCUAAAGAGACCUCAGUUGUGGAUGUAAACAAGAAGAAUCGGUCCAAAGAACCCCUUGAGAUUGAAAAGCUGGCUGACAUUCUUGAAGAUUUCAAAAUGGUUUUGGUUGUGAGGAAUGACUUAAAGAUGGGGAAAGGAAAGAUUGCUGCCCAAUGCAGUCAUGCAACUUUGGGUCUCUAUAAAAAGCUGCUUCAUCGUGCACCAAAAGCUUUAAACAGGUGGGAGAUGUGUGGGCAGGUUAAGGUGGUUGUGAAAAUUGAAAGCGAGGAAGAUUUGCUAGUUCUGCAAGAAAAGGCAAAAUCACUGAACAUACCAACCCACGUCACAAUUGAUGCAGGGAGGACACAAAUUGCACCGAAUUCAAGGACCGUAAUGGCCAUUAUUGGACCUGCUGAAAUGGUUGAUGAUGUAACAGGUGGACUGAAGCUUUUGUAGGGACUGAUUCAUUAGGGUUGGUAUCUAUCUGACUGGUACGAGCGUUACAUUACAUGGUAGAGUUCUGAGAUCUCAGUUUUAUGGCUGAGAGUGUUGCAAAAUCUACUCACUUGAUUGGAGAAUGGGCAGAGGAUCUCGUUGGUGAUGAUGAUGAUGAUGAAAUUUUUUCUAUAUAGACCCAUUAUCAAUGAUGGAAUUAUUCUUUUUGAGUUGAAUAUGAUUGGUGAUAGUGAAACUGAAUCACAUCACCGUUUAAUUUGCAAAUUAGACCAAGUGAUUGGUUUGUUGCUUUGUAAUGAUGCUCCAUUGUCUCUCAACCUGGUGACAUCUUUUGAGUUGUUUUUGCACCAUGAAUGCAACCGUGACUUUUGUACUCUAUCUAGGAUAUGAUCAGGUUGAGUUAUUGAGCUGGGUUAGGCUUGUAAGCUUUGAAUUAGACUAAGGAGGUGGCAGAGCUUGGAAGGUGACUUUGUUUGCGGUUCAUCACAUAUAUGUGGGAUAUGGCUGGGCCAAUUGUCUUAUCCCAAUUUGGCUGCUCAGCUUAGUAUUGUUUGAUUUGUAUGUUCAAGAUGUGGGGUCAUGGUAUGACUCUUUCUUGUUUUUAAGAAACCCAACACAAAAGUUA
This is a messenger RNA of Camellia sinensis, 1427 nucleotides long. RefSeq lists its product as uncharacterized. NCBI's taxonomy places the organism in Eukaryota, Viridiplantae, Streptophyta, Magnoliopsida, Ericales, Theaceae. Gene Ontology annotation, molecular function: peptidyl-tRNA hydrolase activity. The record is from RefSeq and is a predicted model, not a curated record. Gene Ontology annotation, cellular component: cytosol; mitochondrion.